AAUUUACUUAAAAAUUGAUCAAAAUUAAAACAUUGUCCGUGCAUCGUCAUAAAAAAUUGAUUGACUACUAAAGUCCUUAUUUAAUGAAAAUGAGGGUUGUGAUUGGUGUUCCCUGUUUCAUCUUAAUGUUGCUGCUUAACCCUAUUGAAUCCAUGUUCAGCAUCCUCAAGAAACUUUCAUUGAGUAAAAAGCCAAUGUCAAAAACCGAGUUGGAAAACCUGCCUAAACUUGCCGCUACUCUCUAUGUGAAGAGUCCUAGAGGAAAUGAUGUGCUAAGAUCCAUAGAACCAGGCCCGGUUUACGUGCAAAUAAUGGAGAUAGAGGAUGUAGUGUACGUCAUUGGAUAUGUCGAAGAUGCAAAACAAAAAAACAGUCUUUUGUAUCCAUUUGUUAUUCCUUCACCAAAAUCAGGAGGUCAUCAUUAUAAAAGAAUCAUAAUACGCGUAGAAGCAAACUAUGCCGAGAAUUAUAUUCCACUAGACAGAAACGAUCCUCUGAAUACUCUUUUCUCUAAUCCACACAAUCCGGAUUCCAUUCGUCUUUUCAAUGUAGACGAAAAAUCUUCACGUAGACCUCUCAAACUAUUCAAACUUAGACACUUCACUAUACCGGCCAGCCCAAGUCGGGCAUCAUCGAGUCGUGCUUUGGAAUCAGGGGAUCAGGUUGGGCACCUCCUCGAUUUGGGGGCACCCAAAAUCCUUGAUGUCAACGGAAAGCAAGUAGAAAAAUGGCGCCGACCUGAGGAAUACAUACCGAAACGAUAAAUUGCUAUAUAGCUCAUGUAAAACAUUGUUAUGUAUUUUCAUAAUUUAAAUUCUUAAAUGCUCU
Messenger RNA from Belonocnema kinseyi, 828 nucleotides. RefSeq lists its product as uncharacterized. Bases 84 to 764 code for a protein of 226 amino acids. The transcript has 2 exons. Lineage: Eukaryota; Metazoa; Arthropoda; Insecta; Hymenoptera; Cynipidae. The record is from RefSeq and is a predicted model, not a curated record.